CCGAGAGGAGCGGAAGCGAGGCGGCUGUGCUGCUUCAGCGACCGGGCGGCGGCGGCAGCGGCGGCGGCGGCGACGGCGACGACGACUAAGAUUGUGGUGGUGACAGCGGCCGGAAUAGGCCCUGCCCUCGGGGAGCAGCAGCGCGGUCGGCGGCCACUCACACCGCUGUGGAGGGGCCGGUGCGGAGCGGAGCAGCUGCGCCACGGGUGGCAUUGUGUGUCCCGGAGUGCAGGAGCCAGUCCCAGAGGAGAGGCGAGGCUGAGCCCAGAGUGCUGGGUUGCUUCAGCAGGGAAGACUCCCUUCCCCCUGCUUCAGGCUGCUGAGCCCUGAGCAGCGCUCAGAAUGGAAGCCAUCGCCAAAUAUGACUUCAAAGCCACUGCAGACGACGAGCUGAGCUUCAAAAGGGGGGACAUCCUCAAGGUUUUGAAUGAAGAAUGUGAUCAGAACUGGUACAAGGCAGAACUCAAUGGGAAAGAUGGCUUCAUUCCCAAGAAUUACAUAGAAAUGAAACCACAUCCGUGGUUUUUUGGCAAAAUCCCCAGAGCCAAGGCAGAAGAAAUGCUUAGCAAACAGCGGCAUGACGGGGCCUUCCUUAUCCGAGAGAGCGAGAGUGCUCCUGGGGACUUCUCCCUCUCCGUCAAGUUUGGAAAUGAUGUGCAGCACUUUAAGGUGCUCCGAGAUGGAGCUGGAAAGUAUUUCCUCUGGGUGGUGAAGUUCAAUUCUUUGAAUGAGCUGGUAGAUUAUCACAGAUCUACAUCCGUCUCCAGAAACCAGCAGAUAUUCCUCCGGGACAUAGAACAGGUGCCACAGCAGCCGACGUACGUCCAAGCCCUCUUUGACUUUGACCCCCAGGAGGAUGGAGAGCUGGGGUUCCGUCGGGGAGACUUUAUCCACGUCAUGGAUAACUCAGACCCCAACUGGUGGAAAGGGGCUUGCCACGGGCAGACCGGCAUGUUUCCCCGCAAUUACGUCACCCCCGUGAACCGGAACGUCUAAGAAUCAAGAAGAGAUUAUUUAAAGAAAGUGAAAAAUUUAAACACAUACAAAUGAAUUAAACCCGUGAGCUGCCUCUAACAGCAGCCUGAGCAGGAGCUCCGAACACCUGGCGGGGUCACCUGGUGACCCUCUCACUUUGGUUGGAACUUUGGGGGGUGGGAGGGGGAGUUGGACAUAACAAUGCCAAAACUUACCUAUGAAUUAAGAGAAAGAGUUUUUAUUACAAGUUUUCACUGCUGCUCCUAGUUCUCCUCCUUUGUCCUUUUUCCUUUUUCUCUCUGUCCCUCAGUGCAUGACGUUUAAUGCCACGUAUAGUCCUAGCUGAUGCCAACAAUAAAAGACAAGAAACCAA
Molecule: messenger RNA, 1348 nt
Organism: Eptesicus fuscus (big brown bat)
Lineage: Eukaryota; Metazoa; Chordata; Mammalia; Chiroptera; Vespertilionidae
Gene: GRB2
Product: growth factor receptor bound protein 2
Exons: 6
Coding region: 343-996 (217 amino acids)
Molecular function (GO): protein binding
Source: RefSeq, a predicted model, not a curated record